GAUUCGUGACCCAAACUAACGAAUAUUUUAGAAUAGCGAAGUGAUUCGAUACAGACUCGAACAGAAAGAUUUGUUCCUUCGCCAACUGGACGUCACUACAAAGCAGGACGGAGACGGAGCUCAAGGCGAGCAGGUCCUGAUGGCAGCGGUGGUUGAGAUGCUGGUAGAUUGUUCACUCUGAGGUUUGAACCACAGGAAGCAUGAAACUGCGGCUGCACUUCGUGGUGGACCCCAUGGGCUGGUUCUGCAUCAGCACUGUCCUCUUCAUAUGGCUCUACAACUCCGUCUUCAUCCCCCAGCUGGUGCUGCUGCCGCACUUCCAGGAGGGGCACAUCCCCGGGGCCCUGGUCGUCUCAUACUACCUGGCGUCUCUGCUGUGUGUCACGGCGCUGUUCAGAGCCUCCACUGCGGACCCGGGCCGGCUCCCCCAGAACCCGCACAUCCCUCACUCCGAACGUGACCAAUGGGAGCUGUGCAAUAAGUGCAACCUGAUGCGGCCCAAGAGGUCCCACCACUGCAGCCGCUGUGGGCACUGUGUGCGGAGGAUGGACCACCACUGCCCCUGGAUCAAUAACUGUGUGGGGGAGGACAACCACUGGCUCUUCCUGCAGCUCUGCUUCUACACACAGGUGCUCAGCCUGUUCACUCUGGGCCUGGACUUCUGCCAGUACUACUACUUCCAGCCUCUCCCGCGGGCCGAUGAGGAGGGAUUUACCUCCCGCCAUGAGCUCGCUCUGCUGCGAAUCUCCACCUUCAUGGGCCUGCUGAUGUUCGGGGGCAUGAGCAACCUCUUCUACACGCAGAUAACCGGCAUCCUCGCGGACACUACCACCAUUGAGAAGAUGUCCCACUUCCUGGACGAGAUUAACCAGCCCAGGAAGCCGUGGCAGCAGACGUUUGCUGAGGUUUUUGGAACCCGCUGGAAGAUCCUGUGGUUCCUCCCUUUCAGGGGGAGGCAGCCGCUACGGGGCCACUCCUUUCCCAGCCGUGUGUAGCCAGACGGAGGGGAGGGGCCGGCCAACCCCGCCGCUCUCCCUUGCCCGCUCGCCUGCUCCCGCCAUCCUUUUAGUACGCUUCUUAGGGACCUGCGAAGGAACGCCGCCGCCGAGCGAGAGGGAGGGGCGCGCCACGCCCCACCCCCCCACCGGGUCAUCGGCCCGUCACAAACCGGUCUCUGUCUGUGACCGAGAGCUUCUGAUUUUGUUUCGUCUCUAAAAUGUUGCGAUACGCCCCCCAGCCCCCCAGCCCCCGCCACCCCAACUUCCCCCUCUCACUCCAUCCCGGUGUGAAAGGGAGCUCGAGGUGCUCCGUGUGUUUGUGUCGCUGGGUUUCCCGGGUAACCCGCGUUUGUUCAGAUCUCGGCAGGGGCGGCCGCGGGCUGUACCAUGUGACCCGGGCUGGCGGCCCCAGUAGCCGUCAUUAUGGACAGCCUCUUUGUCCACCUCUCCAGGCCGCUGAUUGACAGCUCUGAAGUUCAGCCGUGACCCUUGGCAAGUGCCGGGGGGAGCCGGGAGCCGCGGCCAAGCGGAGAGCGUUUCCAAGGCCUCUCUCUCCCUCGGCAACGGGGCCCACAUGCCUUCCUGCUGUCUGAUCAGCACAUCCUGCCAAACGGAACACUCUCUCUGGACAGCCCGCUCCGACAUCACACCUCAUCCGUCUCCGUUUAGAAAACACACUCCUUCUCAAGGUGUUUACCUCUUUGAUUAGUGCUGCUUAUUUCCUCUGGUUUGUCUCCUAAUGUGGUUUGUUGCCUCCUUUUUUUUAACUUAUGUGUCGGGUUCUCCUUAGAGCGUGUGUCAAAGUCACUUUUAUAGGUCUUAAAACUGCGUGUGCCAUAUCAGGCCAAGUUCUUUUUUAAAGUUUGUUUUUUGAUUGUCUACACUGCAUGGCAAGAUCUGAGCUGACACCUGAUCCCUGGUUCAGAUCCUAUUUGUCCCUCGUGUUAAUAGCUAUUUAUUAUGUGAUGAAGAGCUUGUGGAGGAUCAGGUGGUAUGCAGCAUUGGUUUUUAAGCAUCUGGCACUGACUGAAGUGCUGAGGUUGACAGGGGCGUGAAUGUUUACAUGGGCGGUGCAGGUUUCCUACUUGCACAGGAAUGCUUUUUCAGGAGGAAAGAGAUGUGGUUUUCUGCAGGAACUGCAGUUUGCGAGAUGGUGCUGGAAGUACUGUCCUGAAAGCUUGUGAAGAGGUGCAUGGAUUCCUAGCACUCUGGUGCCUAAGGAGCUUCUCUGCAGGGUUCAGCAACACUGGCACUUACAUGUCACCUUUCACUACUUCUUUUUAUAAACUACCUGAUGGCAACUUCAUUUGCCUUCUUUUACCUUUUUUGUAAGUUUUUCUUAUUUGUUGUUUCUAAAGCACACAGUUACGCUCCACUGUAGCUUUAGAGUUCAGUGGUGGAUACAAACCAGGAGCAAGGAAAGGCCCAUUUCAUUGGCUCCUGCAGAUGCUUUGGUGGAUCCCCAUAUUCGUGCCUUAGUGGUAAAACAAAGGUACUGUUGUGACUUUGGGGGAACGUCUCAUUCAAUGCGGGACAUAACUCCUUCUUGGGCCGUUCAGCCUCAUCAGACACUUAUAAUAUGAUAAUAUGGCCGGUUAAAGGACAAAUGCUGUCUCCCCUCUUAAAACUUGCAGCUAAGCUUCAAAUAUGUAUAUUACUGCUGCAGACCUUAGCAAGUAACAAGUUUCAAGUUCUCGAACACCAGAUUAGGUCCUUACUGUCGUUCGGAAUUGAUCACUAAGUAGUCUAAAGUGCCUCUGUCGAAACAGGUUGUUAGAUCAUAUCAAACCAUUGAUCAGUCAAACCAAAGACCACAUUUCAUUGGCUGAGGAGAGCUGGCCUGCGGUACUUUAGAUAGGCACGUCAGAUGCAGACAGUGUGUAAAACAUGCAUAACCGUGAUUCUAGUCUGUGCUGCCAAUUAAUGCCCUGAAAAUACAAUGCAGAACGGGCUGUAACUUCGCAGCAAUGUUACUGCAAAGCUAUGAAACAAGAGCAGCGUUAUGAGAAUGGUACAUGCACAUAUUUGGAAGGGUGAUGUCCGCAUUGCGGUGCUCUUUCCUGUGUUAUUUUACUUUUAAUUACACUAAAAUUUUAUUUUGUGUCUUUGCUACGUUAAAUUUGCAAAACACUACUGGAGAAAUUCCCUUUAGAAUGACGAGAAAGGCUUUUCCCGUUAGAAAACAACAAUGGGUAUGGUGUAAUGGUACUUUACAUUAAAAU
Messenger RNA from Megalops cyprinoides (Indo-Pacific tarpon), 3220 nucleotides. It is a transcript of the gene zdhhc21, whose product is annotated as zinc finger DHHC-type palmitoyltransferase 21. The record is from RefSeq and is a predicted model, not a curated record. The transcript has 9 exons. The coding region runs from base 201 to 995 and encodes 264 amino acids. Gene Ontology annotation, biological process: protein targeting to membrane; peptidyl-L-cysteine S-palmitoylation. Gene Ontology annotation, molecular function: thiosulfate-cyanide sulfurtransferase activity; protein-cysteine S-palmitoyltransferase activity. Lineage: Eukaryota; Metazoa; Chordata; Actinopteri; Elopiformes; Megalopidae. Gene Ontology annotation, cellular component: Golgi apparatus; endoplasmic reticulum.